Dothidotthia symphoricarpi CBS 119687 is the source of this 1767-nucleotide messenger RNA. RefSeq lists its product as uncharacterized. The record is from RefSeq and is a predicted model, not a curated record. The transcript has 2 exons. Bases 1 to 1767 code for a protein of 588 amino acids. NCBI's taxonomy places the organism in Eukaryota, Fungi, Ascomycota, Dothideomycetes, Pleosporales, Dothidotthiaceae.
AUGGCCUCUCUCGCGCCGUAUCUGACGUGGCUGCUCUCCCAUGUAGGCUACGAGUGGAACCGCUCCUCGCCCCUGCGCUCCUCGCCCGACACGUCGUCGUCCAUGUACCCCGACCGGCCCAUCCGCCCGCUGCCCAGACGCUCUCUGCGCGACCGCCUGUCUCCCGAGCAGGCCGAGACCAUCGUGUAUCCGCACAACCCCCCGCCCGCCGGCCCGCUGUUCAACUUCCCCUACGCCGCCAACGAGCGCGGCAGCAGGUCGCUGCGCACGGGCGAGAACGACCACCAUGCCUGCCACUGCGGCCACACCCACUCCGAGGUAGAGAGCGACGACGACGACGACGAGCGCGGUGCAGCGCUGCCGCCCUCGCCCAGCUACCGCUACAGCCGCGGCCUGUCUGGCAAGCCGGGCGCGUACCCCAAGGCGGGCUCGACGGCCUCGUCGGUCGACGGCUACGAGUCGUUUGAGAACACCAACAACAAGAAGAAGCGCAAGAUCCCCAACAUGGGCAGUCUCAGCCCCCACCACACCGCCCUCGCGGCAGACGUAGCAGGCGCGGGCAUGGGCAUGGCGCACGCCCACGAGGCAGGCGCCCUGGACGACGCGGACGGGCCUGGGCGGUACUACAGCUCGGCUCCCUCGACGCCCCAGCACGCCAGCACCACGACCAGCACGAACGCCAACAUCAGCAGCAUCGCGGGGACGGGCAUCUCGGGCGCAGGCAGAGGCCGCUUCGGGCGCACGGCGUCGGGGCGCUCAGAGCGGCGGGUGCUGGCCAACUCGACCAGCCUCGCCAAUGCCAAAGCGAACAGCAAACGACUUCCCGAGCAGAGCGGCAUCAUCUCGACGGCCAUCGCCAACGCCCAAGCAACGCCCCCACCUCGCGGCAACGAGAACGUGAGCCUGCUGCAGCAGGAGGCGGCCAAGCACAGCGCGAACAAGACGCAGUUCACCUUCACCUGCGGCUCCGACUCGGCCAACAAGAUGGUGUGGCCCGGCCAGGAAAACAGCCCCUACCCUCAGCCGCCGGGCGCCUACCCAACCACGGCCGCACCUCCCCCGCCCCACAUGAACAACGGCAAGGCUGCCCGCCGCGCCCCCGCCCGCCCCGACGCCCCGAUGGUGUCGACCCAGGGCACCCAGACGAGCCCCACCAUGAACGGCGGCCACCCCGCGCCUGCAAACAGGAACCCGCCCCCGCACAAGCCCGGCCAGCCCCCGCAGCAGGCCCCGCCGCCGCGGAAGCCACGACGCAGCGCCUCCAAGCUGUACGCCUUUGCGGCCCGCAAGCGACGCCAGCAGCAGGAGUACACAAACUUCCACAACCCGCCCAGCCAGCCGUGGAUCUGCGAGUUCUGCGAGUACGAGGACAUCUUCGGCCAUCCGCCCGUGGCCUUGAUCCGCCAGUACGAGAUGAAAGACAGGAAGGAGCGGAAGCGCCUGGCGGAGAAGCGCCGUCUGCUGGAGAAGGCCAGGAUGAAGGGACGCAAGGGCAAGAAGGCGGGCAAGAAGUCUCAGAACAACGCCAACGCCGCUCAGCACAACCAAAACGCGCCGCCAGGUGGCUACGAUCGGCGCCCUGACGAUGGCUCGCUGGAUCCGCAGGACGAAGACUACUAUGACGAGGAUUACGAUGACGUUCCGCCCCAGCCUCCCACGCCCAUCACGCAUUGCAGCCAUGGGUGUCAGCAUCAUCCACAUCCCUCACACAAAAUGCAUAGCGUGCCUCCUGGCGAUCCUCGCGGGCCUGUCGCUACCGGCGCCUAA